GCUGUGAUCACGCACAAAGGUCGAUCUUCAAAUUCUGGUCAUUACGUCGCUUGGGUACGUCUGGACGAGGAUAAAUGGGCGAUGUGUGAUGAUGAGAACGUUAGUCCUGUGACAUCGGAGCAGGUGCUCAAACUUUCUGGAGGUGGAGACUGGCACUGUGCCUACGUUUUACUCUAUGGACCUCGCAUUGUGAAAGAGUAUCCCGCCUUGAAAGACGAAAAAGAAAAUUUAGGAGAACAACCUAAAGAAGUGGAAACUAUGCAAACAAAUUAA
Messenger RNA from Strongylus vulgaris, 273 nucleotides. Lineage: Eukaryota; Metazoa; Nematoda; Chromadorea; Rhabditida; Strongylidae. The record is from the annotation of a GenBank genome assembly.